ACACAAUGGUUCUUCCGAUGCUGAAAUUAGAGAAAUGCUCGGUGUCAUUGGUGUCAAAGACAUGGAGGAAUUGGUAUCAAAAACAAUUCCAGCCAAUAUUCGUUCCACAAAACCGCUCGCACUGAAGGAAGGACUCACCGAAAGCGAGCUGUUGAAGCGAUUGAAAAGUAUUGCAUCGGAAAACAAACUUUACAAGUCAUACAUAGGAAUGGGAUAUACAGGCACGAUCGUACCAACGGUUAUAUUAAGAAAUAUCUUGGAAUCACCCGCAUGGUAUACUCAAACCAUGGUGAUUGAUAUUACGGGCAUGGAGAUCUCGAAUGCUUCGCUUCUUGACGAGGGAACCGCAGCUGCAGAGGCCAUGAUAAUGUCUUUUCACGCUGGUCAAAAGAAACGACCCACGUUUUUCGUAGACAAGAGAUGCUACCCUCAGACUAUUGCAUGCCUGGAAACGCGUGCAGAAUGUUUGGGCAUCAAUAUCGUCGUCGGAGACGUGUUGAAGCACGACUUUGAACCUCACGGCAAAGAUUUAUGUGGCGUCUUGGUUCAAUAUCCCGCUACGGACGGCUCGAUACAUGACUAUUCUUCCCUGGCAACCAAAAUUCACUCCUUGGGUGGUCAAGUGGUCUGCGCUACCGAUCUACUGGCGCUCACGAUGCUCACUCCCCCGGGCGAAUGGGGAGCAGAUAUCGCCGUCGGAAAUAGUCAACGUUUUGGUGUUCCACUAGGUUAUGGAGGUCCGCAUGCUGCUUUCUUUGCUUGCAAAGAUGAUCACAAACGAAAGGUGCCCGGUCGCUUGAUUGGUGUAUCGCGCGAUUCAUCGGGAAAUAAAGCAUAUCGAUUAUCGUUACAAACCAGGGAGCAACAUAUCAGGAGAGAAAAAGCGACGAGUAAUAUUUGCACGGCUCAAGCAUUGUUGGCGAACAUGGCUGCAAUGUACGGAGUCUAUCACGGACCUGAGGGUGUUAAAGCCAUCGCCAAUCGUGUUCACAAUCUGACUAAAAUUCUAGCUGCAGAAAUCAAGCAUCUUGGUCACAGGGUCAUAACGGAACAUUUUUUCGACACUUUGAAUAUUCAUGUUGGAAAUUCCGAACAUAUUUACAAAAAAGCAUUAAACGCCAACAUCAAUCUUCGGAAAGUCGAUGAGACCACCAUCGGC
This is a messenger RNA of Acaulospora colombiana, 1159 nucleotides long. The record is from the annotation of a GenBank genome assembly. NCBI's taxonomy places the organism in Eukaryota, Fungi, Glomeromycota, Glomeromycetes, Diversisporales, Acaulosporaceae.